AGCCGGUGUCAGUCUGAGAGUUUCCAGCUUAUGCCCAGAGGUGGUGGGGGCAUGACAUCACAAAGUGAUAAGGGAAUAAAGUGUGUGGUGGUGGGUGACGGUGGAGUGGGAAAGACCUGCAUGCUCAUCACAUACGUAACCAAAGAGUUUCCCUCUGAGUACAUCCCCACAGUGUUUGAUAACUACUUUGCUACAGUGACGAAUGGUGAGAAGUACAAUCUGGAACUCUGGGACACUUCAGGUCAGGAGGACUAUGACAGAUUGCGACCCCUCAGCUACCCACAGACCGACGUUUUCCUCGUCUGUUUCUCCGUGGUUUCACCCAAAUCUUUUCAAGAGGUCACAAACAAGUGGUUGCCAGAGAUUGCGUACCACCGUCCGGGGACCCCCUUCCUGCUGGUCGGGACUAAGGUGGAUCUGAGAGAUGACAGAUACACCCUGGAGAUGCUGGGCAAGAAAUACGAGCAAGUUGUGACCUUCAAGGACGGCGAGGAAGUGGCUCGUCACCUGAAAGCUGUCAAAUACAUGGAGUGCUCAGCUCUUACACAGAUAGGAGUGCAGGAUGUGUUUGAAGAGGCCGUCCUCGCUGCUCUGGGGAAGUCAAGUUCCAAACCCAAGAAGUGCUGCACUCAUCUAUAGAUGUCACAAGAAGUAGAACAAGAGGAGGAAAAUGACCUUAUCCUCCUCCUCUUGGAGAAGUUGGAGGUUUGACCUGGAAGAGAGUAGUAGCCUCGAUGUGAACAAAGGAAGGAUGCUUAACACUAGUUAGACCAAAAACAAUAUAAAUAUCUCUUUAUUUAGCAAGCAGAGCUGAAAAUGCUCUAAAAAUAAAAAUACAAAAGUAUAUUGGACAAAUAUAAAUAAUUUAUGCAGAUUUAUUAUUAAUGAGUGCAGGCAAGUCUUUAUAUACAGUAGUUUAGGUUUUUCUGAACUUAUGUUUACAUUGUAAUUUUUAUGCAGUAUUAAUUAGUGUCAUUCACUCGCUCAUUUUUUUAAUGGACACAAACUUCUAUCAACUAAUAUCAUUCUCAGCCUCUACAGCUUUGCAUUGACCUGUUCAUAUGCAGCUUGUGUUUAAGGUACAACCAUGUGAGCAGGAAACUGCACGCAGGAAACCAUCUAUUCCUUAGUAGGUUUUAAAAUGAUUUAAUUACAACCGUAGAUGAACAACAACACAUGACAUAUUAUUUAUUUAACAAAGCUGUCACACGAAGAAGCAGUGUGUGAUUUGGGAUCAUUUGGGCUGUAAAGUGGAUCGGGGGGCGCUGAUGCACUUUACUUUUGCUUCCUUUGGUGCAAAUGAAAGUGACACGAGGUUCACUGGAGAGGGAACAGGAAAAUAGGAAAAGGGGAAAAAAGAGACUGGUUUUACAGAUAGUAACCAAAAACCAUUGCUCUGUCCUUACAUCUGAUCUUUUUCUCCAGUUCAACUUUUUGUUUAUGUCCUUGUCACUGCUGGUAGCAUGAGAUGGUGCUUCCAACACAUUCAGGUUGGAGAGGUAGAACAACUUCUCCAGAAUGGCAUAUCGAUGCAAGCUGACCUCUAGGUGCUCUCUAUGCCCUUUGGUGUUUCUGAAACGCUUCACAAGCAGAGACUAAUGAGGUGGGUUUUGCUUGCUCAAGAAUACAAUUUGGACAUUUACGAGUAAAGGUGUGUCUUUAC
This is a messenger RNA of Maylandia zebra (zebra mbuna), 1663 nucleotides long. Its product is annotated as cdc42 homolog. NCBI's taxonomy places the organism in Eukaryota, Metazoa, Chordata, Actinopteri, Cichliformes, Cichlidae. Gene Ontology annotation, molecular function: GTP binding; GTPase activity. The record is from RefSeq and is a predicted model, not a curated record. Gene Ontology annotation, biological process: small GTPase-mediated signal transduction.